UGCUCGCGCAAGUUCUGGACUCUGUCUCUCGAUCAUGGACCGCCUGUUGAUUUUUAUUAUUUUCAAUUUAUUGGCAACCGUCACGUCGGCUUCGAUCAAUUGUGCCGCAACUAAACGAGGUAAGGCUGUCACGUUCACGUGCACGGAUCAGAGGAACCUAACUGCGUUGGAUACAGCCCCAGCCAACACUACGUCCAUUGAGAUUUUUGAUUCGAAAAUACCUUCUGUACAUGGCCACGCGUUCUCGAGAUUCGCGGCGAGCCUCGUAACUCUAGAUUUACAUGGAUCAGGUAUCGAAUUUAUAGACCCGUCGGCGUUUAUAGGCCUCACCAAGCUGGAGAAACUCAUACUGUGGGGUAAUAAGUUGCGAACAGUGCCGAGAGAUUGGUUCGCGUACACGUACAGCCUGAAAACCCUCGACUUGUCGUUCAACUUUAUCGAAGUAAUCGACUACGCUGUCUUCCAGAUGCUUUCCAAUUUAGAAAACUUCUACUUCGACUACAACCGAAUUAAAUUCAUCGAUUACACUAUGUUCGCAUAUCUUAAAAGCCUUAAAAAUGUGAAGUUCGAGAAGAAUCCGUUGAGUUGGGGAUAUCGUGCUCAUUUGACGUGGCAAUUGGAAAAUCAGCACGUAAAAUACACGGAACAGUAUGAGAACUGGGGAUGGAUGAACGUUGCCAUAAAAGAAUGCACGGACAGUGGAUAUGGGGAAAUACCGACAGACACCGUUUUAGAUUGCAUUGUCGCCAAACUGCUUGACUUUACACACAAAGUUUUUUCUACAGAAAUUGGACAGAGUAGCAACGUAUGCGCGAAUCAGGCAAUCGGGCUUGUCCAAUGCGUGAGAUCCCAAAAUCGUACUUACAAUACUGAUAACGAGACUGUACGAAAAAUACUCGAGGACUACGCCGCUAUUUUAUUACCUAUGUCAAAAUCACGAGGCCGAUUUUCGAGUCCAAUUUACCUCUGAAGUGGAAUUCUUUUAAAAAUUCAACAGUUAAAAUUAUGUAUACUUGGCGUAGAAGUUAAUUCUGUGGCUUAAAAUAAACUUGUUAUUUAUUUAUGAUAUAAAAGCAGAGAAACUCUAAUUUUCCCUCAGUUACACGUUCCAAAAGAGCUUGUAUAAUUGUAAACAAGAAAUUUCUAUUAAUUCUGUGCCUUUCUAAAGUCAACUCACCCUUUCUUUACAAAUUAAACAGCACAAAGACCACCCAUACAAUUUUUAAUUUUCCCUCAGACACACAUUCCAACAAAAUUUAUACGGUUGCAAAGAAAAUAAAUAUCGAAGGAAUCCGUGUUUCAUUAUUGUGAAGUUUGUUACUUGAACGUGAUAAAAUCGUGAGUGAAUAUUUCCAUCUAAACUACAGUUCUAAACGACAUAAGUAAUUACUUUCUACAGCUAUUAAUUUCCAAGUACAUUUACAAUCUGUUAAUGAAAUUCCAAAAAGUGUUGUAACGCGAAAAUAAUUUCUCAACAUUUUUUUCUUUUUAUUAAAAUGCUUCGAUAUAGGUCAAAAGAUAAAAAUGGCAGUAUGCAAAUGUCAAACUGUAUGCAGAUGUCAACUUGUUGUGACGAUAUGCAGACUGGACGGUCCACGUUUGCAGAUACGAAUGCGUUAUUCGGAAACAAUUGGAUAUCUAAAGCAACAGCUUGCUGAAUUAUUGCAUGAAAGACAUCGAAAGUGGAAACCGGAGAGAAUGAGGCUUUGGAUUCGAGGUUAUUAUUUGGAAGACAAUCGUACUCUAUCCGAUUACAACCUAACAUCCGAAGACCGAAUAAUGUUGCUCCUUGACGAUCGUUAUUUAGUGUAACUUUAAAAAGAGAAGUUAGUACUUUGGUCUUCGGUUGAUUAAACAAUUUUACUGACAAAUAAGCGUGAGAUUAAAUACUGUUAAUAUUAAUUGUAAGGAAAUAAUGUUCAUUAAAUCAUUUGGUAUUGAAAUACCAAUUUCUUCUGGGUGAAAUAUCU
This is a messenger RNA of Hylaeus volcanicus, 1970 nucleotides long. Its product is annotated as leucine-rich repeat and immunoglobulin-like domain-containing nogo receptor-interacting protein 2. The transcript is spliced from 3 exons. Bases 35 to 970 code for a protein of 311 amino acids. Gene Ontology annotation, molecular function: protein binding. The record is from RefSeq and is a predicted model, not a curated record. NCBI's taxonomy places the organism in Eukaryota, Metazoa, Arthropoda, Insecta, Hymenoptera, Colletidae.